AGUACGUCCUCCUGGUUUGAAACUGGGAUUCACCAGCUGCUCGUUUUAAACGCAAUCUUUACGCGAGCUCACUUCAGUGGUGACUUUAUUCCACACUUGAGCGUGUCGUGACAUCGCGGCGUGACUUGUCGUGUCGGCGCUGAGUGGUGACAACUUUGUGCAGUUGCUGGCAUCUGACAGCAGAGGGGAUGUCCUGCCAGCCCAACGACUCUCCAUGCUCAUGGCUGGCCUGAAAUCUGAACAUCUUCAUGAACCACAGCUCCUCAUUGUUUGCAUUGUAGGAUGCAUCCUAAAACUGGAACGUAACAGCAAGUGUAGUCAAACCAAAACAAGCCACAUGUAUGAAACUCCAUGCAGUGUUUAGGGCUCAGUAGUAAUUAAUGAACUCUUUAUAUUAGCAUAUAUGUCCUGGAAAAGCUGCAUUGUAUUGUAGACAGUGUUCUAAUUAUCCUACAUGGAUGAUGUAGGAAUUCCAGCCAUAGUGACACAUCCUUGUAGCUGUGAUGGCCAAUACCUCCCCUCCAGACAAGGAUCAGCCCCUCCUGCAGCUCCAGGAGGUGGACUACAGUCGCACGGGCUGUCGUGUCCUGUCCCCCAUCCUCAGCGUGCCCUCCCCUGGUCUGUCCCUCGAAAACAGCCAGCCCAUCUGUAUCCCCUCCCCUUACACCGACCUCGGCCAUGACUUUACCACCAUCCCUUUCUACAGUCCGACUAUCUUCUACGCCGGACCGGGUCUUUCAGACUGCUCCUCUGUGCACCAGUCCCUCAGGCCCUCCUUAUUCUGGCCGGGCCAUGGCCACGUGGGCCCGCCCGGAUCGCUGCACCCCUCCCAGGUACGCCCUCAGCACAGCCAGUCUGUCCAGAGUCCAUGGGUGGAGCUGUCACCAGGGGACAGAGACUUGACUACCAGCAAGAGAAGAAGUUCCCAGGAUAGUGAGGAAGUUGUCGGGUCUUCGGGUGGAAAAGCAGACCUUCACUUCUGUGCUGUGUGCCACGACUAUGCUUCUGGCUACCAUUAUGGCGUUUGGUCUUGUGAAGGGUGUAAGGCGUUCUUCAAAAGGAGCAUACAAGGGCACAAUGACUACAUCUGCCCAGCAACUAAUCAGUGCACGAUAGACAAGAACCGCCGUAAGAGCUGUCAAGCAUGUCGCCUCCGUAAAUGCUAUGAAGCUGGCAUGACCAAAUGCAUGCGUAAGGAGCGUGGAAGCUCCAGGAACCAGCAGAGGAGGCGAGUGAGCACUUUGUCUUCACACAGCAGGACUCAUGCAGAAACGGUGCUAGCUGAACCGGCGGCGGGUGCCAUAAUCGAACUCAGCCCCGCUGCGCUGACCCCAGAGCAGCUGAUAGGGCGAAUAAUGGAAGCAGAGCCACCUGAGAUAUACCUGAUGAAGGAUAUGAGGAGACCCCUGACAGAAGCCAACGUCAUGAUGUCUUUGACUAACCUUGCUGAUAAGGAACUGGUUCACAUGAUCAGCUGGGCUAAGAAGAUCCCAGGGUUUAUGGAGCUCGGACUGCUAGACCAGGUGCACCUGUUAGAGUGCUGCUGGCUGGAGGUGCUGAUGAUAGGACUGAUGUGGAGGUCGGUCAACCACCCAGGGAAACUUAUCUUUUCCCCGGACCUCAGCCUGAGCAGAGAAGAGGGCAGCUGUGUGCAAGGCUUUGUGGAGAUCUUUGACAUGCUCGUUGCCGCCACGUCCAGAGUGAGGGAGCUCAAGCUACAGCGGGAGGAGUACGUCUGCCUCAAGGCCAUGAUCCUCCUUAACUCCAACAUGUGCCUCGUCUCUUCAGAGGGCGGCAAUGAGCUGCAGAGUCGCUCCAAGCUGCUGCGUCUUCUCGACGCUGUCACGGACGCUCUGGUGUGGGCCAUUGCCAAAACUGGCCUCACGUUCCGCCAGCAGUACACCCGCCUGGCACACCUGCUCAUGCUGCUCUCGCAUAUCCGCCACGUCAGCAACAAGGGCAUGGACCAUCUCCACUGCAUGAAGAUGAAGAACAUGGUGCCUUUGUAUGACCUGCUGCUGGAGAUGCUGGACGCUCACAUCAUGCACAGCUCCCGCCUUCCCAACAGGAGCCAGCAGCAGGAGCAGGAGCCCUCAGACCAAAAGGAGGUUCCUGCCAAGCUGGAGGGCUCCUGCGGCGCCUCCUUUAAGGAAGGUGGUGCUCAGUAGCCAGCAGAGCACUUCUUGGCUUUAAACGCAUCCAUGCAAUUACUUUUUAUGACCUUCCCCUAAAGUAGGUAAAAAAAAUGACUGUGAUGAGAUGUUUUAUGUAAAAGCUCAAGCUUUUCUUUGCACACUUUAAGGUUUUAAAUCAUUCACGAACAAACUCCUGCAGUAUUUAACAACUUUCCACAUCAAGUCCAACUAGUUUCACUGGUUCUUACUGUUAGAAGAUGAUCAACAAUAUUGACAAUUACAACAUAAUAUUCACCUGAGUGACACCGUGGACAUCCUUUUCAUGGGAUAGUUGCCUUCUUAGUUGGCCGCACUGUUCAUGUCCACUUUUUACAAAGAAAGAAAACACACUAAAAGAUAUAAAACUUCACCUGGAGGUGGUGCCUUAAACCCUGCUAUUUACAUCAGUUUAAAAAAAACAAACAAUUCUCACUCAAUACUUGCCUUAACCUCCUAAUUCACAGACACAAGAGGAAAAAGUGCAUAUCGGAAAUGCUCCAAUUAUAGCAGGGGUGGCCAAAGUGUGACUGUUUUUUAUUGGCCUUUGGCACAUUCUUAAAAAUACAAGAAAAUGGAAAAAAAAAAAAAAAAAGACAAAGAAACAGAGCAUAAAGACAAAAUAUUAGAAUAAAGUCGGAAUAUUAAGACAGCAGUAAGAAAUGUAUAGAAUUUUUAACAGUCGCAAUAUUAUUAGAAACAAGCAAAACAAGGAGUAAAGUUGCAAUGUUAAGAUGUUUGGUUGGGUAAAAGUUAUAAUAUUACAAUAUUAAGGUCAAAAUAUUAUGACAACAAAGACAUAUUAAGAGGAAAAAAUGUAUGAAAAGAAAGUUUAAAUAUUUGUUAAAAUAAAUAAAUUCAUUAAACCAGCAAAAAAUAGAGCAAACAAGCAACAAACAUAAGGAAAUAAAGUUAAUUCAGUCUAAUAAUGUGCGUGUAGAAAAAGUUUGGACACCCCUGAAUUAUAGCCUCAAAAAGGGCGGCGUCCAUCGCAAGUAGGCGAUAAUUGCAGAGAUUUUAAUUUUUUUUAAAUGCGGACGUAGAUAAAGCUGCUGGAUGCUGAGGACUCAUGAUACUUCAAAUGCAGCUACUGACAUUUUGUGAAGUUCAUUAAAAAUAAAAAAUAAAACACGACAUCGGGAGGUUGCCUCCAGCCACAGACCCGCUUUAAUUGGAGCAUUUACUGUAUUGAAUUGUGUGCCUUCAUCCAGAGACCCAGCCAACAUGAUGAACAUCAACAUCAAGUUUAUGUGGUUAAAAUGGCAGACAUUACUAAUCGAUAAAGGGCAGCAUCCGGGAAGAAGUGUGCACGUAGGCUCGCAACCUGUAUCGCCAGUAUUGAACGUGCCUUAAACCUGCAUUUUCACCCUAACUGGCCCGCACAGGGCAACACUGGUGGCUUUGUAGGUACAAACUAUCGUACUGACCCCAAUAUAAGACGGCAUCUCGUUUCAAAAUCUGUUUUUGUCAAUCAUAUUUCAUUUGGAAUAUUUGAAAAUUGGCAUCAUAACUCCUCCUGUGUUUGCGAACUUGCCCAAUCUUUUGAGAGAAUGAAUGUGCGUGUGAGUGACAGGAAGAAAGGCUCUGAUUCAGUUGUGGCACCACCUUGUUGACUUUCAAAUGUGUAGCUGCGGAAGAGAAGAUGGUGCGCCUUUUUCAGUUCUCUUUUCCAGAGAACAAAAAUACCGUCUUAUAUUUGGUUCAAUGACUCAGUUCUGUUGUGUUCUUACCUGAUUAAUGGUAGACUUAAUAGUACAGCAUACAAUAUAAUAGAGCAGGCUGGGCUACAGCGCCAUACUUGAUAUGAUUGCGUUCUAUCGGCUGGUUUUUGGAGGAGUCCACGAUUAAACUGAUCACAAUCAUAUUUUAAUCAGAAAGUGUAAUCUGUCGCUGCCAACGACGACUUGACAUCACAGCAUGACUGCAAUGCCACCACUAGAGGGCACUUUACAACCCUUAUUGCACCUAGCACAGGGGUGUCCAAACUUUUUCCAGCGAGAGAAAUGAUAGGACGCAAGGGCCACGUUGAUAUUUUGGAAAGCAACACAUGUAGCUAUGCUAAGAAGUUAGAUAUAGUUCAAGAAAAAAACUGCAUCUCAGCUUUGCGAUAUCGGUGAAAGAGCCUAUCGUUCCUGUCAACUUCGCUUUUUUUGCUGUUUUUUUUUUUUUCUUUACAUUUUCAAAAUAUUUCACCCUACUUCUGAAAAAAAUCGUCGUAAAAUUUAUUAUUUCUUUUUUGUAACAUUAUUUCUUUCUUCCCAUAAUAUCAGCCAUUACCUGGCGACCAGUCCAGGGUGUACGCCGCCUCUCGCCCGAAGUCAGCUGGGAUAGGCUCCAGCCCGUGACCCUAGUAGGAUAAGCGGCAUGGAAGAUGGAUCGAUGGCUGCUCUCAUAAUCAUUUCACUUUAUUCCCAUAAUAAUAGAACUUUUCCGCAACUUAAUUUUCUAAAAAAUCACAACAUUAUUCUUUGUUUUGUUUCUCAUAAUAUUCCGACUUUAAAAUACUUGCUUUAAUUCUUUAAUAUUUCAACUUUAUGUAACUAAAAUGAUUUUAUUUUUCCUCGUAAUGUUACAAUGUUAUUCUCAUAAAUUACUUUCUCGUAAAAUACUUUUUCCGCUUAGAUGACAAGUUUUUUUUCUCCUAAUAUUAUGAUUUAUUCCUGUAAAAUUACUGCUGAAUUGUUGUUUUUUAUUUUAUUUUUUAAGUUUUCUUGUUAAAUUAUAUUUUUAGAAAAAACUGGCCCCCGGGCCGCACUUUGGACACCCCUGUCUCGCUGUACUGUUUCAUCCGAUUGUGGCUGUUUUUCUUGUUGUUUUUUUUUUGUCAAGUUUGUAACCACUGCUGCUCUUUAAGACAAAGUUGCACUUACUUGUUGAAUAUCUAAUUUGGAAGAAGAGAAAAACAUCCUAUUUUUGUAUCGCCUUGCAGCUAGUGAGUGCUAUUGUGCGUAUUGUUAAAAUGUAACUUUCACUGAAUGUUCUGUGGGGAGAAAAAAAAAAGAAAUCAAGGUUGAACAUUUGUACAGCUUUGUACUGUUUUAACACGACUGCUUCAUAUCUGGCGUUUACUUAGUAACAUUUGAAGACUGCUGGGCGGAGUGAUAAUCAUCUUGCAAAAAGACUUUCUAAGUACCAAUACCCGGGAAGCAGUUCUCUUCACUGUGAUUUGCGUAUUUGUCAUAAACAAAGCGGCAUUGUUACACAGACACUAGUGAUGCUUUUUCAUGUUUCUUGUAAAUGUCAACAUGGAUGUGUUUUUAAAUGAACACGGUACACCCAAAUAAAUACAUGAUUGUGGAAUUGGGGGGGAAAAAAAACGUGUUUUCACAUUUUUUCCUGCUGAAAAAUGGUUGCAAUGAUACCAUGGAUUCAGUUACAUAUGAUUCUUUGCUUAGUUUAUGAUGUUAUAGUAUCUAAAUACUGUAUCAUUAGUCAUAAAACAAAGCUACUCAAUGAUUCUUUAUAUGACAGGAAGUACGUACAGUCAUCCCUCGUUUUGUGCAGUUAAUUGGUCCCACACUCGACCGUGAUAAGUGAAUUUCCACAAGGUAUGAUUCUUUACUUAUAUAUGGAAUAUUUUCAUAGUUGGAGCAUAAAAAACUGUUUACAACCUUCUAAAUGCAGAUUUUAACAUUUUAACAACAACAUCCUUGACAGGAAAUAACACACCUAAAGUCACCUUUACACUCAUAUUAGCUGGGGCUGCGCCGAUGAGGGUUUUAUGCUGCCGAUUCCAAUCGUCCAGGACUGAAAUCAGCCGAUACUGAUCACAUGGAUUAAUUUUUCACUUUAUUUAUGAGUGCUAUUGGCCGGGGGUGCCGUAUAAAGGGGAGACGUCAGGACAACUCCAAGGUCCAUUGA
Dunckerocampus dactyliophorus (ringed pipefish) is the source of this 6032-nucleotide messenger RNA. It is a transcript of the gene esr2a, whose product is annotated as estrogen receptor 2a. Gene Ontology annotation, molecular function: sequence-specific DNA binding; nuclear estrogen receptor activity; zinc ion binding. The transcript is spliced from 9 exons. Bases 504 to 2168 code for a protein of 554 amino acids. The record is from RefSeq and is a predicted model, not a curated record. Gene Ontology annotation, biological process: estrogen receptor signaling pathway; cellular response to estradiol stimulus; regulation of DNA-templated transcription. NCBI's taxonomy places the organism in Eukaryota, Metazoa, Chordata, Actinopteri, Syngnathiformes, Syngnathidae. Gene Ontology annotation, cellular component: nucleus.